Xiphias gladius (swordfish) is the source of this 645-nucleotide messenger RNA. It is a transcript of the gene stmn2b, whose product is annotated as stathmin 2b. The transcript is spliced from 5 exons. Gene Ontology annotation, cellular component: cytoplasm; growth cone; neuron projection. Bases 106 to 645 code for a protein of 179 amino acids. Lineage: Eukaryota; Metazoa; Chordata; Actinopteri; Istiophoriformes; Xiphiidae. The record is from RefSeq and is a predicted model, not a curated record. Gene Ontology annotation, molecular function: tubulin binding. Gene Ontology annotation, biological process: neuron projection development; microtubule depolymerization; regulation of microtubule polymerization or depolymerization.
CUGCUGACUCAGUGCCUUACCAGCAGUCCCUGCAGCCCGAGAUACAGCAUCCAGCAACCGACGCGCACUCCUCCGGUCAACUCGCCCCGGCACCACCGUACAGAAAUGGCUAAGACCGCAAUCGCUUACAAAGAGAAGAUGAAGGAGAUUUCAGUUCUCUCACUCAUCUGCUCUUGUCUGUACCCUGAGAGCCGCAAAAACAUCAUGGGUGACUUUGACGACAUGGACAUCAAGCCCAUUAACAAGCGAGCCUCAGGCCAGGCCUUUGAGGUCAUCCUGAAGCCGCCCUCCCCUGUGUCUGAUGGUUCCCACUGCAUCACCAGCCCCCCAAAGAGGGACAUUUCCCUGGAUGACAUCCAGAAGAAACUGGAGGCAGCUGAGGACCGGAGGAGAUCCCAGGAGGCGCAGGUACUUCGGGCCCUGGCUGAGAAACGGGAGCACGAGCGUGACGUGCUGCUGAAGGCCAUGGAGGAGAACAGCAACUUCAGCCGCAUGGCCGAGGAGAAGCUCCAGCUGAAGAUGGAGCAAAUCGAGGAGAACCGGCUGGCCUACCUGGCCGCCAUUAUGGAGCGCCUGCAGGAGAGGGAGAGGCAUGCUCAGGAGGUGCGCAGGAACAAGGAGUUGAGAGAAGAGUUGACAGCGUGA